Paraphaeosphaeria sporulosa is the source of this 3003-nucleotide messenger RNA. RefSeq lists its product as uncharacterized. Gene Ontology annotation, molecular function: nucleic acid binding. The transcript has 3 exons. Bases 490 to 3003 code for a protein of 837 amino acids. Lineage: Eukaryota; Fungi; Ascomycota; Dothideomycetes; Pleosporales; Didymosphaeriaceae. The record is from RefSeq and is a predicted model, not a curated record. Gene Ontology annotation, biological process: galactose metabolic process.
AACAGUUGCUGGCCGCGCGGAAGUGAGCAAAGUCGCUGCACGUGCAUCGCGCCUGCCUGCCAAGCGCGCCCGCACGGAUCUCUGGCGACGACUGACGAGCUGUAUGAUUCUGGCUCCACACUCUCACCCCGCCCUGCCAGCCCUGCGACUUGCGACCCCCGCUGCGACGCUUCUCUCUGCCACCGCGCUCCUCACUGCAGUCCCAGGCUCUGUGCGCUGCCUGCUGCUCACCACCCGCCGACUACCCCACACUGGCUCGAAUGUCGCCUGUCCACCAUGUGCAGCUUUCUGGCCAUUGCAGCGACUUUCCUUGAGCAGCCUAUUUCCUGAGACUUUUUACGAAAACUUCGAACACGUUCCUUUCGGUCUCCCCGACCACCUUGCGGCUUUCCGGCGUUGGCUUUGGUAGAAUUCCGUGGGCCUUCGCAACUUUUCCUCGCACCCUCUGGCCUGCCACGCCGAAGCAGAGUCUCCCGGGCCUUUCCAAUCAUGACUUCCACCGUGCCACACGCCUCGGCUAGGCCCUCAUUUGCAAAAGUCGCCGCGCAAACCUACAAGCCGCAAAUCCUCAAAGAGCAGGCGCCUAGCGUCAAGCCUCCGGUCGCAAGCCCGCAGCCCGCGAUCCCUACCAACGUAACCAAGCCGCCGAAUGUUGGCAGCGCACCGCCCACUGAGCCAAAAGUGGAGCUGAGUGAAGCGGCCGAAGAUGCUGGUAACACAGCUCCCCGCUCUGCAGAUUCGGCCAGUGCGAGCGGAGACCAAGCGGUCAUCUUGCCAGCGCUCAAAGAGGAAGAAGCAGCAAGGCUGCACCCAAACAUUGCUCUGGUGAAAUUUUCGACUGCCGAGGACAGCAACACGCAGUUGUCGUCGUCUGAUGGCUCCGCAAAGCCUCCGAGCCUUGACGGGAAAAGCGUUGCAUCUGGCACCACCUUCGCGUUGGAUGAGAAAGAGUCGCUUCGCCCAGACGACAGUGCCAGCUUGAGAGCCGUGGAAGAGGAAGACGUGACGUCACCGCCUGAGUCCAACGCUGCCGGCUCUCGUGUGGGGUCUGAUAGCGAGGCUCGCGCUUUCCGUGCCCAGUUGCAUGAGAUUGCUGUGAUGGGUCCGCAGCCGCAGAGAGGAGUGCCACCCGGUCGCUUCCCGGUUUCCAAUCCUAAUGGCCCCACACUUUACGACCCGAAUCAACCCCCGAACGGCAUCGGACGUUCACUUUCUCAGCCUAUCGUCAAUGGGAUCUCUCAGGGGCCUGGGCCUCAGAGCCUACCCGCCAUACCAGACGAGAAGUUGAUCGAGGCUUUACAGUCGCCUAGAGACCGGCUGUUCGUUGUGAAGAUUGAACAAGAUUUCAUUGACUUCAUCAAAGACUCACGGGAAAACGAGUACUGCCUUCCCAACUGCAAUACUUUCUAUCGGAUGCUUGCGCACCGACUUGCGGACUACUACUUACUCGGUCAUGUGGUUGACAACACCAUGACGGGAGUGAGGAUCACCAGGACGCCUUAUUGCCGAAUACCACCACCACUUUCGCAGAUGGUCGAUGCUACUAAGAGUACCAACACUCCCCCUGUUGACCUUCCCGCCCGUAAAAUCAUGCGCCGUGGCGAUGACACAAGAUCAGGCACUAACACAGGAGCCAAUUCCGAGAACCCGUCCAAGGCUACAUCCGAGGUAGACGGCAGUGACGGAGACAAGGACGGCAAUAAAAAAGACAAGUCAGCAUUGACUCGAGAGGAGCGCGAAGCGAGGUACCGAGAGGCACGACAGCGGAUAUUUGGAAGUGCAGAGAGUGAAGAAGCGGAUCUAUCGGACGCUGUUGUAGCGCCUGAAGAGAAUGAUGCGUCCAGAUCAAGUUCCGCGUCUGGGAAGAAGAAAAACAAAAAACUGCGCAACCAAGACGAUGACGAUGGUUUCGAAGCGCGAUCUCGGUACAAUGCCUACUACCCUGGCCAAUAUGCCGUUCCUGGCUAUGGCGGAGAAGGCACCGUCUACUACAGCGGCUAUCCGACGCCAAUGACCAACCCUCAAUAUUCACCCAUGGCUCCCAACACGUCUCCCCCCUCGAACUACGGCAGUCCAUAUCCAGGCAUCCCCCAGGAUCCACAGGCUCAAUACUGGCCCAGCCAACAAUACCCACCAGCUAACGGGCCUAUGAUGUAUCCAAACUAUGGCCAGAUGCCAAAUGGGUACGACUUGUCCAAUGAUUUCCAACGAGGAAUGCAAUCGUUCCAAAAUGCCGGAAUGCCCAACCAGGUGACCCCUAAGAUGGCGAACGCUUCGAUGGCCGGUUACGCUGAACCUUACGCCCAACCGCCCCCGAACGGGGCGAUGAGUCAAGGCUGGUCACCCAUGGGCCAGCAACCCUCCUAUCCAACGUCGCAACCAUAUGCUUCAAAUGGUCCGAACAAUCGACCCAUGUCUGCCCCUAUGCAAGGCCCGGCUCAAGGGACUUAUCCUUACGGUCAAUUCCCCAAUUCUACUUUCAACGGAAAGCCAAAUCGAAACCAGCACCCGAUUCCUGGCAGUUACCAGCGCCCGCAAUUCAAUCCUCAGAGUCAAGCCUUCAUUCCUGGUGGGCGCAACAUGCCUUACCAGAUGAGUAUGCACAAUGGCCCUCAGAUGAUGAAUGGUUACGGCAACUAUCAAAUGCCCCCCGCACAGAUGGUGCAGAUGUCCAGACCUAGCCCGCCCACCGCUAAUAGCGCGACAUUCGGCCACACGUUCGGCAUGGUCCAUUCUGGGUCAAGCAAUGUAAACUCCUCUCCGCCCAAUCAGUCUCACUUCUCAUCCCAGACUGUCGUACAGAUCCGCGGUGGUGAGGGGCAGGACUCUGGAAUGCCCAGUCAGAGUAGCAUCGCAAAGUACGGUACGCCUUCGAACCUCCCAGCUAGACCCCCUCCGACUCAACAACAACCGCCAAAGUUCACUCUCCCCGGGCACAAUUUUCCACCAGGAUCUCGCGUGCCUAACAACCCAACGCCUCCUUUUGGGGGCAAUGCUUCUUAG